AUUCAAGAACAGACACGUAGUCUAGCCAUUGCUUUUUUAAAACUUAAACGUUUUUUUCUGUUUUGAAAAAGCAGACAUGGUAAUUAUAAUUUUAAACAUAUGUUGUCCUAAAUUAAUAAUUCCCUGACAGUUUCGACGCUUGCCGUCUGACGCCUAGUGCUGAGUUUCAUUCGGCUUCAUUGAUUAAACGAAGUGGCUGGGACCCGGGUAACAGAAGUGAAAGGUUGGGAUUAAAAAAUAUUUAAAAUUAUAAUUGUUGGGUUUGUGAGAUAAAUUUUGAUAUCAAAUGAAAGAUAAUUGAAUGGACUACAUGUUUGUAAACAUACUUCUUCAGUUUAACUAAAAUAAACUAACAAAAAUGACAUCCGAAUAGCAUUUAGUAUUAAUCUAAAAAAAGUCUAAAGGGACCCCCCCCCCCCCACCUCCAAAUAAAAAAAAAAUAUGUAUCAUUUAUGACAAUCAGACAAUAUUUAAACUUCACGUCAGGUACCUACCCUAAGCUGUUGACUCAAGUAGACUGUUGUGUUCAUAUAUUUUGUAUGGCAGUCAACUAUUUUCAUUAUUUUUAAUCAUUAAAUUAAACAAUUUUUGAAACAUGAAUUACUGUCAGACAAGGAACCUAGAAUAAACACUUAUGUUUAAAAGGCAUUUAUAGAAUACCUUAUGUGAACCAUUCAAGGAAACUUAAAUGACAGCUUAUGUUUGACAUGUUAAGUAACACAUCAAUUUAUUUUCUAGAUGUCAAACCUUGACGGAUCAGAUGAACAAGCAUCCCCUUGUAAACGAUUGUGUAUCAGACCAAAUGGUGAUACUACUUCACCAGAUGUUAUACAAAAUGGAAUUAACUGGCAGGAUUGGAAUAAUGAUCAACUGAUUUCAAAAAUGCGAAGCGAGGGCUUGGAUGAGAACAUCGUACUCAUUUUUGAAAGUAAUUUAUUAUAACACACUGUUUUAAAAUUCUUUUGUAGUGUUAAUGUUCUUAAAAUGUGUACUAGUAAAGUGGUCUUCAUGGAAUAGUGCUGGUCCACUAGUCUUACAUUCCCAGUCUGCACAACGUUAGUAUUUUUUGUCAAAUACGAUGAAAAUGGGAAAAAAAUAAUUUAUUUAUUUUUUAUAUCUUAUUUUUAUUUGACCAUAAAUAUCCAUGUGGUGCAGACCGACAACAUAAGGCUCAAGGGGCGGCUCCGUUUGAUGGACCACCGUUUGAGAAACGGUGCUCUAAAAUACUAAUUUUGAGUAUAACUAGUCUCUGCUUUGAAAAUAUUAAACCUUACAUUGAGCAAUGAGAGUGAAUCUUUUUAUUUAAACAAACUAACCUCAAACCUCAAUGUGUAUGCUUGAUUUUGCUGAUUAAUCAGCGGGAGCCUUUUUUAAAACUGAUUUAUCAACUGAUCGUUUUGUGAUACCACAAAAUGACUCCGGUAUCCAGAUGGAUGUAAAUCUAUGGGGUUUUGAUAGAAUCUUGUUUAUUUUAUUAAUGUCAUUUUUCUCACAUUUGUACCAUUUAAGUUUCUAUUACCAAUAAUAUCAUGAUUAUUGUCCUUUUCAGAUUAUAAAUCUACUGGUAGGGAUCUGAAAGGCCUUACUGUAGAUGCACUAAUGACAAUGGGAGCAAAGUGAGGAAUAACUUACCAUUUUUUUCUUUAGUGAUUUGUAAAAUUUUAAUUGCAUAAAAAUCCCAAUACACCAAAGAUGACCAGAAAAUUGCUUGAUUGAUAAAUAUCUAGGAUGCCAGGAAAGCUGUAGCCAUAUUAUGAUUGUACUCUAGAGACCGCAUCAUAGUACAAAUGAUUAUUACUGCUAGCUAAAUAGAUACAUAAUGAAAUUUUUCCCCAUGAUGUAUAGUAUUGUGUUCUAGUUUUUUAAUAUAUCUAUUUUUUUCUAUUUCUAGAAUAGUUAGUUUUCUAUUUAAGCAAACUAUUUUUAACUUUUUAUGAGGAACUUCAGAUAAUUGGGUCAGCCUUUCAACUGAAUGAAAACAUCAUUUAGUUGAAGCCACAGUAUUUUAGAAUUACUUUAUUUUCAGAUGCUAUACAAGUUUUAAGUAAAAAAUACUGAUAAACUAAUAGUUUCCAAAAUAAUAGCUUGGUAGUUUCAUGUUACAUAAGUGUAUACGCUUGUAAAAAAAAUGUUAAUUUUUCUUAAACAGGUCAUAUAUUGAUUGCAUGAGCAUUCUUAAAGUCCUGGGAUCCAUUGGGGCUGUUGAUAAGCUGGAAGAGAAAUACUCAAAAGUUUGUACAUCAUAGAAUAGCAAUAAUCAGUGCGUUUUUUAAAAAAAGGGAACACUUUGGAUAAUGACUGGUCAAUGUAGAGUGUGUCUUGAAGCCUUUGUUCGAGCGAAUGGUGGACACUUCAAACACAAACUAUAGUUUAAUAAAAUGCAACAUUAUGUUAGAAUUAAAAUUGAGUUUUGGAAUUUAAAAAAUUUUAGAAAUAUUUAUCAUUAGUUUUCGUCAAAAUCAAAAGGAGUCUCAUUUUGUGUUCCAGGCACAGUGUAUUUAUUUAUAUUUAGGUCUGUUUAUUUAUAAGCAAAUGAAAAAUAAGUUUUAUUUUUAUCAAACAAAUGGAUUGGCCUGAAAUAAAUAUAAGCUUUUUGUAGUAAUUGAGAUAACAAUAUAUAUAUAUAUAUAUAUAAAUAUAUUUAAUAACAAUAUCUUCUGAGCAAAAGUGUUUAAUUAUGAAGAAAAGUUGAUUGAAUCACCACCCCUUAAAUUUCUUAUUGGCCAGGUGUUUAAUGACCCGAUCCAUGGUCACAUUGAAGUCCAUCCAGCUUGUAUAGCCAUCAUUGACACACCGCAAUUUCAGAGGCUGCGAUAUUUGAAGCAGCUUGGGAUGUGCUACUUUGUCUUUCCUGGGGCAGCACAUAAUCGAUUUGAACAUUCCUUGGGGUAAAUGUAAAAUCUUGAACCUACAUAAAAUCUAAUUGUUAUUCAAAUCAUAAUUGAACAAUUUUUUCCACGAUAUGAUAGCCUUUUAAGAAUUUUAACUCUGAUUAUCAUAAUGAAAGAACCGUAUUCUGUAAAUUUAUUUUAAAUUAUAAUUUUUGGGGAUUCCUAAAUAAAAAAAACCAUGAUUCAACUUACUUGGAAUUUACAAAUUUACCUUCAGUUCUGAGAGUAUCAGUAUUAGCUUGCAGUCAAAUUUUUAAAAACUUUUCUAAACAUGGGACAUAAAACCUUUUGUCUACAGUGUAUAUUACCUGGCAGGUCAGUUUGUGAGGAUACUGCGCCAGAAUCAGCCUUAUCUUGGCAUCACAGACAAGGACAUUUUGUGUGUGGAGAUCGCUGGCCUGUGCCAUGAUCUAGGUGCGUUUAAUUGAUAAAUGAUUUAGUUUUGUAAUCAUUGUAAUAUUUUAUUGAAAUGUCCCAGCUUUCCAAGAAAGAAAAAAUUGUUUGUAAUUAGUACAGAUAAUAUCUUUAUAGAAAAAGAGUGGAUUUAUUUAAACUAAAUUAAAUAAUCUUGUUAUCAUUUGUUUUCUUGUUUCUGCAGGAUUUUAUAUUCAUUUUUUUAAAAUUUCUAUUUCUUUUGUUAAAAGGUCAUGGCCCAUUUUCUCAUUUAUUUGAUGGCAAGUUCAUGCCUGCAGUAAACCCUGCAAGGAAAUGGAAGGUAAAUAGAUUGACCUCCCAUUUAGUCAAGUAAAUCAUACUUAACUAGUCACUCUUAGGUGGGAGUUUGUAGUUAAAUUGCUCAUGUUUUUUUAAAGAUACUUUUUAAAGUGUAUUUAACAACUGAAGAUUCAAAAUGUUAUAUCCAGAAUGGCUUGAAGUUUCUUACCAAGCAAGUUUAAAAGGUGGUUCUCUUGCAUUCACUCUUAUACCUGAAGCGUUCUUAAAAGAAGCUAAUCUCAACUGUAAUAGUAAAAUAUGAUCCCAACUCGUCUCUGUAAAAACCAAUCUUUAUUCUACACUCUAUUUAUACCUCACAUCACAUGAUGUUCACGCCUUUAAGUUUAAACAUUAAUGAAUGAAGACAACUCACCACGUGCAGUCAUACCAGUCAUACCAUAUGACAACAACACAGGCCAAUCGGGUCACAAAGUUCACUCAAUACACACAAAAUUAAUCGUCAGUCAUACAUACUAUCUCAUCAACCAAUCAUGAUUAUGAUGAUAGAUUUAAUGAAGUUUUUUUUUUUUUCUUAAGGCAGGUCUCUUAUGUUAAAUAUUAUAAAGCUAGCCAUUUGCUUUUAGUUAGCUGGGUUUUUUUUUUUAAAUAUUAUUUAUAAUACAUCUCAUCUAAUAAUCAUGAUUAUGAACCUGUCCAUUAAAGUUUUAUUAUUUUUGCCGUAGAGAGUGUUUUAUCAAAACAUUAUUGUAAGGACCAGGUGGCAGAGAAGCUGGUUAUAUUGUCCUAACUCUGCCAUUUCCCUCAAAAGUGAGGUACAAUGUUUGCUGCUGUGAGGGCUUUCAGGGGCCUUUUUUAUUGUCACUGGCCAGUCAAUGAUACUCCACUAGUAAAGGAUAAUACAUGAGGGUCUGGGUUCAAGCUAUGUGAAGGAAAUAUUGGAACAAGAUAUGUUUAAGCUUGAAAUGAAAAGACAGGACAAAUAAAGGGACUUUCGGCUAAAUGCCUUCUACAGCAGACAAGACAAAGCUAGAAAAAAAAAAUAGAAAUAAAAAAACGUGUGUGUUCGAAGAUCUCAAGUAGCUCUUUGUUUAGAAACGAAACUGUUUCACCAGUAAAAUCCUUGGGUAAAAUUCAAUAGUAAAAAAAAUCUUCUCAGAGUCGCAACUCAAUCUUUACGAUUAAAAAAUAAAUAUCUUCAGCAUGAAAAGGCUUCACUGGACAUGUUGGAUUACUUGAUUGCUGACAACCAACUGAUGGAACCAGGUGGCGCUCUGCACCAAUAUGGAAUCGACCAAACUGAUAUAAUUUUUAUAAAAGAACAAAUUUAUGGGCCUCUUGAUGUAAGUUAUUCCAUUGUUUCAUUUUGUUUGAUAAGGGGAAUUUUCUUUUAAAAAAUGUAUUCUUGUAUAUAAGACUUUUUUAAAACAGUUUUAGUGCCCUGCAAACAUUGUAAACACGCUCUGAGUUUUUGUCAGUCUUAUUACUGAUUGGGAGAACCACAUGUAACCAACCACAUGUAACCAACCACAUGUAACCAGCCACUUUGUAUGGUUCUGAACUUUUCAGACAUUUUAAAUUUUGGAUCGGUGUUGUUGUUUUUUUUUUUAGGAUUAAUACGAACUUAGCUAGUAGAAUUCGACAGGAUUUUUACCAUAACAAAGAUAACAAUGUGGGGAAAUGUUCAAUUCCCAUUAUCUUUGUAAAACUGUGCAGCAGUGUUUUAUCAAUGUAGUUACUUAGACACUGUCUUUGUUGACAUUCACGGAAAUUGUAGAACUCAAAAUACUGAAAAUUUCCAUCAAAUUUGCAACAGACUAUUUUUAAUAACAAUGAAAAAAACUCAAACAAGGAUUUUCAGGAAGGAAAAAAAAAUUGUACCAUGAAUGAAAAAAACCACAAUUUAUUUGAAUCAAUAAAAAUAUCUUAUCUUAUAACUUAUGGUAUCUUAUCUUAUCCCCCAGGGUGAUGGCAUCUUAAAAGGAAGACCAAAACACAAGCAUUAUUUAUAUGAGGUACUGGGUUAGAGAUGACUUGUUUGAAAACUUUUUCUUUCUUCCCAUACUGACAGAAUCUUCAUCUUUAGAUUAAAUUAAAAUUGAUAAUAUGAGACAGCACAAAAUAAAUGAGAAUAUAACUGGUGCCUUCAAUUCUAAUGAAGCUGUUUUUGCUAUAAAUAAAAGAGAUGUGUCUUCCUUUCAUUUUCUGCAUAUUGUAUGAAGCAUUUAAUUGCUUGCCUAACAUGAGUUUACCAAAUUUUAAAGAUGGUCCAAUGCUGGUGAAUUUUGAUCUAUAAAAAUGUUCAACUAAAGAAAUAAAUAAUUUUUUUUUUAAAUCAUAGAAAUUUUUAAUAAUUAAACAGAUAUUUUCAAAUUCUUUUUUAGUUCACAGAAGUAAACCUUUUCCAAUUACCUUUUCCUGCAGAUUGUUUCCAACAAACGUAAUGAGAUUGAUGUGGACAAGUGGGAUUACUUUGCCAGGGACUGCCACCAUCUUGGCAUCCAGCAAAACUUUGAUCACUUUCGCUUCAUGAAGUUUGCCAGAGUUAUAGAACAUGAGGGCUCAUGGCAAAUCUGUACAAGAGACAAGGUUAAAAGGCUUUCUGUGUUUAUCACAUACAACUUUUCAUUUACAGCUUGCUUCACUAAACAAAAUGGUCAAAAUCGCAAAAAAAAAUAUUUUGCAGGAAACCACUCAUUUUGAAUUUUAUUUAACUUGUCCAAAUUGUUUUGUGUUGAUUUUAAGUGUAAGAUAUUUUAAAGAAGUAAAUUGUUAUGCAUUUAAAUAUUAAUUUGGUUGCUGUUUAACUUAGAAAUGUAUCGCUAAUUUAAAAACUUAAAUUCUCCCUUACUCUUUUUUUGUAGGAAAUUGGAAAUUUAUACAACAUGUUCUAUACACGCUACACAUUACACAGAACAGCGUAUCAACAUCGAGUCAGCAGCGCCAUAGAAACAAUGUAAACAAAUAUUUUCAGAUUAUCUAAGUCCGUUUUAGGCAAAUAAGAUCUUAAGUUCAAAUUUGCUCUUCUAUACUUAUGUCCCAUGAAUGAACAGUGGUUCCAGUUAGCUCUGUACAAACUGCUUAAAGCAUUUAUUUUUUAAUUUAUUAAAUCAGAUAACCUGCGCGUUUUAAGUUGUAAAUUUUUUAAAGAUAGUUUACAGCAUCAAUGCCAACUUUCCAGAGAUGUAGUUAUCAAGUUGUUAUCAUCUGUCUUGGGCACUAACUGUUAAGAACUGUAAUUGUAAAGUUUUGAUUAACCUGUUAAAGCAAAGACUUCACCCAACUAAAUGACUUCGAAAUCCUUCAGGGUGGCCCAUGCUUUGAUCAAAGCCAAUGAUCACCUAGAAUUUUUCAGGAAAGAUGGGUAAGUCUGGUGAUCUUUUAAUUUUUUUUUUUUUAUCUCAUCUUCUUUUUUAAGGUAAUAAUUUUUGUGUUGUUCAUGAAUUAAGAAUACAGACAGAUAAAUAUAUUUCUGAUUUUUGUAAUUGAAUAAUAAAUGAAGGACCGUGUUCAAGCCAUGUGAAAGAAAUAGUGAAACAAGGUAUGUGGAAGCAAUGAGAUGGCAUGUAUGGCCAACUCCAAAAAUUAAGUUUCUGAACUGUUUUCUAUAUCUACUUGUUUCUUGUUUUGUCCUUAGGCUCUUAGCCAAAUUGUUCUCCCUUUAUUGUCCUGUCCUUUGACUUCAAGCUUCCCGCAUGCCUUGUUCCACUAUUUACUGAAUUGAAUUUAGUUCAUUAAUACAAUGGUUAAUUGGUACUGGGAUUUUCUUUCAUGACAAGAUAAAUGAUGGAAAAACCAUAUCAGAAAGGAAUUGAAAUUAUAGUUGUAACAUUAAAGAAAUAUUUAGCAAAUAGGUUUACCAAUUUUUUAAAAAAUUUACCAAGUAUUAGUGUCAGAAAUAAAAUUGAAACAAGUGGCUACCUGUAGUUUUAGUGGUUACUUACAUUAGUGUUUCUGCAUACUUCAAGGUAUUACCUGUACAAAAAAUACUUAUCCAUUGUUAAGUGCUCCCCUCUAUAAGCCAUUGAUUGAGGCCUCAAAGACCUGCUGUUAUAAUCAAGCUUUCUCAACACUUCCCAGCACCACCUGUAAGAUGUCAGAGUGCAUAGAUGACAUGAGCGUCUACUCUGAACUCACCGAUGAAGUCAUAUUUAAAAUCCUUUACUCGGAGAGUCAAGAAAAUGAUAUGAAAGAAGCAAAGAGCAUAAUACAACGUAUAUUUAACAGAGACCUCUACGUAUGUGUCUGCCAAAGCAAACCUGUGGACGCUCAGAGUUUCAAAUGGGUAGGCCAAUCUCAUUACCUUAUAAGUUUGUGUGAAUAAGGGAUUUUUUUUCCCUUACCAUUUCAUUAUUUAUGAAUUAUUUCUUCCUUCUGAUAACCCUUAUCUUAGGAAAUAACUUAUAAGUGAAACAAAGUAUGGGAAAACCUGAAAAGAACACAACAAAACAAGAAACAUGUGGGCAAGAAGCCAUCUUCAGCUAACAAACAACAGUACAAACAAUAUAAAAGUUAACAUAAACAGCUUCAAUGUAGUAUCCGAGCAUACAACAAGAGGAGUGUGAUAGAUCAUUAGAUGGCAAGAGGGCUAAUGUAGGCAAUAGGUGUUAGGAAGAGAGGAAAAGUAAGUCCAAGGUGAUUGGUCGCAGGGGUCGGAGAUUUAACAAGUGAAGGGGAACAUGACAUUUCCUCUCUUCCUCCCCCCUCUUUCCUGUCUUAUCUACUAACGGUACAUCACAUUCCUCUUGCUGUCCUCUCAGAUUUUACAUUGAAGCAAAGUGUUUAUUUUUAUUUCUAUUUUGUUUUUACUGCUGUUUGUUCAUGUUGCAUCCCUUUUCCAAAUUUUCUCAUGAAUUGUUUCUCUUAUUUCCUUAUACCUAACCUGACUUCUUUCUCUCCCACUUAUUUACUUAUCGAUGCUUAUCUUAACCUUAUUCCUAUUAACUCUGUUUAGUUCAUUGUUACUAGUCAACAUUGUUGUAUAUCUGCUGCCACAUUUAAUGAAUUGCUGUUAAAUUCUUUUCAUAGACUACAGAUGAAAUAAGGGCAGAAGUUCUUGAGAAAGCUAGAGCCGCUGAAGGUGGCCAAGUUACAGAAGCAGAUCUUGUUGUACAGGUAAGUGUCGGUUAUAAUCCAGCUCUGCAGACUCAACAUUUACUUACCCUGGUCAAAUUAUUUAUAAUCUGAGCCAUAACUUUGGUCCUCAGAAAGUAAAAAAAUCAUCUCCGCUUUGCCCAAUCAAGUGUCACCAUAAAUUCACCAGUGAUUGGAUAACAAUGUCAUUUUCUCUGUAUGCAACCCACGAUGAAAAGUAAACAUUGCCUCCACUAUUUUUUCAGAUCACGUAUUUGGAUUUUGGCAUGAAACACCAGAACCCAGUGGAGAGACUCUUGGUCUACUCUAAAAGUGAACCAGACAAAGCCAGAUAUCUGCCCAAGAUUGAGGUCAUUGCUACUACUAUUGCCACUACUAUUGUCUAAUUCAUCUAUUUUCACUCAUGAAUAUAUAACAUUACUUAUACUUAUAUAGCAGGGUUUCUGGGUUGCUAGCAGGAGCUGCCAGGUGGCAUUUCAAGGGGUGUGAAUAAGAACAGAGGAGAAACAUUAGCUUUCCAAGUUAUGAUGCAAAUAAAUAAUUUUUUAAAAUUGUCUUCCUAACAUUUUCUUUUAUGUAACAAGUCACAAGUUCAUUUUCUAAGAUCUUCAACUGUCUUUGCAAUUCAAUAGUAAAAAAAAUUAGAGGUCCAUUUAUUUUCAAAUGAAUUAUUGCCUUUUUUAGGGUAAGCCAGACUUAGUAAAACAAUCCCUAGGGGGUGUGGGACUAGUCAAAUAAGUUUUUAGGGGGUGCGGAGGAUAGAAAAGGUUGGGAAACGAUGAUUUACAGUAAACUAACGUGACCUGCAAUCUCAACCUGUUUCUAUUAAAUAUAACAGGCAAGUCGUGUUUUAGGCCCACUAACUUUCUCAGAGCUGUUGAUUCGAGUGCUCAGUUGCAAGAAAGAGAAGUCUUCAGCCAUUGAGAAGGCAGCCAAGCAGUGGUGUGAGGAAAAGCUCAUGAAAUUGGUAUCGGUAAGUUAAUGAAUCUUUUUUGUGUAUACUUAUGAGGAAGUAGACCUGCUCAUCUAAUGCCCCAUGUCUUAUUUAUUACAAAGUUUUCUCCAAGUUGUUAACAUGUUGUCACGGUCAAAUCGCAUGAUUCUGUCUGUUUUGCUGAUAUUGAGCAUUGAGUGAGCCAUAAUGGGUUUUCCCUUUAGAUUUGACCACAGUAAAUCCCACAAUUUGUCUCAGCCACUUAUGACCAUGGCGGUGUGUGGGAAAAAAAGCAUGUAAGGAGAAGAUUGUGUGAAAUGAAAGUAGUGUUGAGUAGACAGUGACGAGUGCUGUUGAUAGAGUGUAUGAUUUUUGUAGAGAGUGAACAUUUUCUGCGGACGCAGGAGUAGGAGUGAGCUUUUAGGUGGAUAUAAUUAUUUGUUGUUUUUCUUAUUCAUUUUCAACCCACAUGCAUACAAAGGAUUACAUACAUGAAUAUGAACUGUUUCACUGCUUUGUGUUAUUUGAUUCAGCACAUCAGCUCUGUAGGGGCUCGAAAGAAAGGCGCUUUAGACACUUACUUUUGAUUCUGUGGCUAUACGCAGGCUACCGACCUCUAGACAAACGUACAAUGCGUCACACAUGUCUUUAUUACAAAGUGUUAUUUAGGUUGUUAACAUGUGGUUCAAACCUGUAACAAAUUUUAUACCAACAUUUACAUAACCAAUUAACUUUUCUUUAAUAAUUUUUACUCUUAGGUAUUUAUGUUCAUUUGUACCAGUACCACUAGUAAACUGUCCAUAUUCCCAUUAAUUUAAAGACUGCUCUUGACUCGAUCAUCUUUGAAUCCAAGUACUGUAGCUAAAUAAAAUCAUAGGUGGCAUGACUUAACUUUGGGCUACAAUGUUGGUACCGGUAUCAAAGCAUGACACACAAUAUUAUUUCUUAAUCAGAACAGAAAAGCUUUAUUAUUUUUACUGCACUGGGAAACAUAUAUACCGGUAUAUAUAAAUAUAAGUAUCCUCAUUUUUAAACUUAAUUGUAUCAAACUUGCUCAUAUUUCCUCCAGGAUGGUUGGGAGAAUCAAAUCCUGCUAACACCUCCCAAGGAACCGACAGAAGCAGUGGGUAACAAGACACCAGUCACGGCAGGCAAACAGAGGUCGCUGUUUUCAAGUUUUAGCACUGUACAUAUAUAAAACUGUUUUUUAGGCCUUUCUCCAAUAUGUUUUAUGCAUGGAAAUGAAUAUCAAAUGUAAAUUUAAAUAUUUUAUCAAGGACUUUGAGACCAUGCAAUUUUAAUAAAGGAAUUAUGUUUUUAAAAUUGUCAUUCCCCUAAAAAUAUUGUAUAAAUAGUAUGUGCUAUUCAGGGCAAAAUAAUUUGUAUUAGAAAUAUAAUAUCUAAAAAUAAUGCACUUUCUUGUUUUGAUUAAAAUUAUUUCUUCUUCUUCUUCUAUAUCUUAAGGGCCCACGAUCAAUUUGAUUGCACAGUUCAAAUUUUGCUGGUUGAAAAUAAACUUAACUUUUCCAUUUUUUCCAACUUUAAAUUAGAUCUAGUUAUAAUUGAAUUAAAUAAGCAUGUUAUUUUAUUUUCUACAAAAUUUUACAAAUUUUACAGAAUAUAUUCACAUGAUGGUUUAAGAUCUUUUCGCUCCCUUGUUCUAAUCCUGAAUGUUCCCUCACUCACCAAAAUCGGACAGAGCAAUGAGACUCUUUCAAACUCCUCAAAUAAUAAGAUAUUUUCUGGUAAGAUACUUAUGGUUGAGAGGCUUUCAUAAUUUUGUUUAACACGGAAAACACUAAAUAAAUGACUAUUUGAAGAAUCCAACCCUGGAAACAAAAUAUAUAAAUAUGUUCAGCAUUUAUUUAUUCUGGCAUUAAAUAAAUUAAUACGGC
Lymnaea stagnalis (great pond snail) is the source of this 11486-nucleotide messenger RNA. The record is from the annotation of a GenBank genome assembly. NCBI's taxonomy places the organism in Eukaryota, Metazoa, Mollusca, Gastropoda, Lymnaeidae.